AUGGCCUCUGAAGUGCGCGGCCUUGCGCCGUCAGUCACAGGCGUGCCCUCUGGCAGCGAUACGGAUAUGAAGUAUUUGCAGAAGCAUAUGGAGCGCAUUCGUACGCACCAGCCGCGGCCUGCUGAGACGCCAGCGCAUCUGUCGACUCCCAUGGCAGAGCGUGGCGUGCUGGAGCAGAUUGCCUCCGAUGACGAUCCGAAGAAGCGCAUGGAGUGGCAGCGUAUGCUGCGCUCUGUGUUGGAAAGCGAUGUCCUGAGCUCCGAGACGAAGCGCAUUACCGCCGCGGAAGCGUCCGCACCGACGCCUGCCGAAGUCAUGCAUCGUGUAUGGCUAAGCUUGCAUGCGAUGUAUGCGGGGCGGCCUGAAUACAUGGACCAGCCCGAAGGGGAGGAAAGCUACCUUCGCGAGGAACGAGCACGAAUCGUGCCCAAUGUCAUGGACGAUGUCUUGCGUUUUCGUGAGUCGGCCACCGAGACGAGUCCCAAGGAGGAGGUGUACAAGGAAGUCGUCACGCUCCUUGACCGUGUCGACUAUGUCACGCGUCUCUUCCCAUCGCACCGCCAGCUAGCGGAGGCCUAUCCUGCCUGGACGCAUGAACUCUUCCAGCGCAAACUAGCCGCGAUUGUCGCCUGGCACAAUGUCGCCCAUGAGCUUUCUGCGCAGGUGCGCUUGCUGCAAAAGUGGACCGGUACACUGACGUCGCCGGGCGGCACACUACGCCCCACGAUCCAGUCGUCGCAGCCCGGUGACGUGAUUGACGAUGACUUGACGGUGAUUGAGCGUAUUUUCCGUGAGAGUACAAUGCACCAGACCUUUGAGCAGCGAUCGUUGCGGCGUCUGCGGGUCUUGGUCGAGCUUGCGCGUGAUGCUCUGCGUGAUCACCACGAUAUGUUUUCGCAGCUGCACCUGCCGUCGCUCGAGUCGGAUACACUGCCCCUUGUUCGCUUCCCCAUGUGGCUUGCCGAAGGCGCGUUACGGCAGCGGCUGGAAUAUGCCGAUAAGCUCAAGGAGCCUAGUAUUUUGCUGGUCGACUCCCUUGCCGACGAUCUGCGGUCCGUGUUGGCCCUGGCGUGCCGUAUCAAAGAUACUUAUACCCUACUUACAAUUCCCGAGCCGGAGAUCGGCUGGAACUUGCCGUUGGAAUCGGACGACAGCUUUGAUGCGACGAUCUGCAGUGCCCUGCACUUUUUCUUCCGUCUGCUGCAUUUCCGGCUGAAGAGUGUGCCGUACUUCAAAGAGCUCGAUGUCCUCGAGCCUGAGUGGGACUUUUUGUUCGAGGCCGUGCAUGUGGUGCCUGGCGCGGAUGUGAUUGUCGCGCAUCGGACGGCCACCCUGGUCAACCGCGUGUUUGCGCGUAUCAUUGCGUACUUCCAGCGCGAGAUUCAAGCGCCUGCGAUGGCGCCCAAGGAUGCCCACCCUGACGUGAUGGCCGCUGCUGCGCUGGCAUCCACGCCGCAUCCCAUGCCGGCGACUGUGGGCCGACUGACGCAGGGCCGUGUCCCGAUGAGUGUGGCGGAUAUGACGCGGUGGAUCCAUACCGUGUUUACCAACACUCGUGUACGCAGCCGCCAUGCCACAGGCUUUGCGCGGCGUAUUCGCACGCUGCUUGAGACGUCUGCCGAGUACGAUUUGCGUGUUCUGAAGCAGGCUAAGCCGGUGCCGAUGUCGCCGCCCACCACGUCGCCAGCCUCGCCAGCCCAGAAGCCGCAUGAUCUGCACACGUUUUUGCAGACGCUCCUAGCGCAUGACUACUUUCUUGUGUACACGUCGGCGUUUGAGGAGCGAGGUGUCUUUGUCUUGGCGGAGCCAGGGCUUGAUGAUCAGCCCCAAACGAUCCAGAACCUGAUUUUCCAGUGCGUGCGACCGCACCAGCCAUCCAUGAUGAACGACGCGAAUAGCGGUACGCCUGGGACGUCUGCCGCGCCUCAUUACUUGCUGUUCCUCACACCGCGGGAGCCGUUCUUAUGGACAGGCCGCGUGAUGACGCUGCCGUUGCCAUGGAUUGAUAUUGAUAUGAAGGACCAGCGUCUGCGCCUGGUCGCCGAUGGCACGGGCGCACGGCUGGAGCAGUGCAAGCGCCACUUUGCGUGGCUGUUUGCGCAGCCUGGCGAGGCAGCCGCGCAUGGCAGCAGCUAUGCGCCUGCCUCGUUCCCUUUGACGGCCGUGUAUGAGCGCAUGUCGCAUCUGUAUCUCAUCCAGCAUGAGCUGAAGCUCAUGACCAAGGCCGGCUACGUCUUGACUGAUACCGUCGUACGUGCUGUGCCUGUCGUACGUCGGCAAAUGCUGCGCCUGCGGCCGUUGCCCGCGUCCGAUCGCGCUGCUUGCGACGAAUUGGUGCACAGCUGCUUUGGCAUUGCCUUUGACCAGGGCGCUCGUGCGCUGGCGUACAUCCAAAGUGUGCGUCUUCAUGCCCUACUCUCCACGGCGCUCGUGCAGCUGUCGAUGGAAUGGAUUUCGUUUAUAUGCGACGACUGUGUCCCGACGGAGCGCCUUACGUUCAAGUGGGCCGUCGCUGCGCUCGAGCAGGCGAUGAAGACGACGACAGGGGAGAACAUUUUCUUACUGAGUGAGCGCGAAUUUGUGCAGCUACGUACGUGUGUAUCGAGUUGUAUGGCGCUGCUUAUCUCGCACUUUGACGUGCUGGGCGCACGCAGCAAUGCCCUGCAGGAGCAGGAAGUAAAGCGUGCGCAGCGUCUGGGCGAGCCACGCCGACUGACCGCCUACGAUGAGGUCAUGGCGUUUGCCAAGACACUCAGUGAGCAUCGUCUUGCGGCGCUGGCUGUGCAUGACGAGACGCGCGAAGAGCAUUUGCGCGAGCGGCGCUUGAUUGGCCACGUCCUGGACGAUACGCGACUGGAGAACCGCAAUUUGCAAUUGCUCGCGUCAAAGGGCGUGCAAAUGCGCUGGCAGCAAGGUCGGUUUAUUGGUGGCGGAACGUUCGGUACUGUGUACCUGGCCGUGAAUCUCGAUACCGGUGGCCUGAUGGCCGUGAAGGAGAUUCGGUUCCAGGAGCUGUCGUCGCAGCCGGCACUUUUCCAGCAGAUUCACGACGAAAUGCAGGUCAUGGAAAUGCUCCGCCAUCCCAACAUUGUCGAGUACUAUGGCAUUGAAGUCCAUCGGGAUAAGGUGUACAUUUUCGAAGAGUACUGCCAGGGCGGCAGCCUCGCACAGCUGCUGGAGCAUGGCCGCAUUGAAGACGAAAUUGUGUUGCAGGUGUACACGCUGCAACUGCUCGACGGGCUGAUGUACCUCCACUCCAAGGGUGUAAUCCAUCGCGAUAUCAAGCCGGAAAACAUUUUGCUGGAUCACAUGGGCGUCAUCAAAUUGGUCGACUUUGGCGCUGCGAAAGUGUUCUCGAACAAGUCACGCACCGUCAAACUCCCAGCAGGCGGGCGACGUGCGCCACUCGUCCUGCCAGGCCGCUCCGAUCAGCCUGGGCAGAGCUUGCAAGGUACGCCGAUGUAUAUGAGCCCCGAAGUCGUGCGAGGCGAGGACAAGGGACGGCCUGGCGCCUUGGAUAUCUGGAGCUUGGGCUGCGUCAUUCUGGAGUGUGCGCGUGGUCAGCGCCCAUGGAGCCAUCUCGAUAAUGAAUGGGCCAUCAUGUUCCACAUCGGCAUGGCGCAGCAGCAUCCCCAGCUGCCUGAUCCGUCGCAGCUCAGUGCGCUGGGCAUCGACUUUAUUCGGCAGUGUCUUACCAUCGAUCCAUUUGAGCGGCCGUCCGCCGUGGAGUUGCGGCAGCAUGCAUGGAUUCGCGACUUGGUCGACGAGCUGAAUGCCGAGAACGAGCUCGAAGAAGCGGAAGCCGCAGCGGCCGCCGCCGCUGCGGCUGACACGUCCACGUCCGCCGCGGAGACUACCGUGACCGACCGGCAGGCCGAGGCCACAACGAUCGAUCCCUCCUCGUCCAGUACUGACGAGGGAGAGACCGACGACGACGCAGCGAUCCCUACGGAGUCGGAAGGCCUCUUGCAGGCCAAGCAGGAUACGCUAGCGCAAGCCGCUGCGGCUGUAGCUACGCCGCAUGACGCGGAGGCAUCGGCCACGUUGAAGCCUUCUCCCCCGUCUACGCAGCGUCGUGUCUCGUUCAACGAUGCGGUGGAUACCAACACGACAUCCACGCCACGCUGGGAACCUGGCCACCCAGACCACAGUCACCCAGGCUACGAAGCGCUGGUCGCCGACGUGCAGUACCGUCGGGAAGAAGAGCAGAUCAAAGCGAUGCUGGAGCCCGAUUGA
Messenger RNA from Malassezia pachydermatis, 4236 nucleotides. RefSeq names its product ssk2-map kinase kinase kinase of the high osmolarity signal transduction pathway. NCBI's taxonomy places the organism in Eukaryota, Fungi, Basidiomycota, Malasseziomycetes, Malasseziales, Malasseziaceae. The transcript has a single exon. Gene Ontology annotation, biological process: protein phosphorylation. Gene Ontology annotation, molecular function: protein kinase activity; ATP binding. Bases 1 to 4236 code for a protein of 1411 amino acids. The record is from RefSeq and is a predicted model, not a curated record.